Molecule: messenger RNA, 1876 nt
Organism: Labrus mixtus (cuckoo wrasse)
Lineage: Eukaryota; Metazoa; Chordata; Actinopteri; Labriformes; Labridae
Gene: ppil2
Product: peptidylprolyl isomerase (cyclophilin)-like 2
Exons: 20
Coding region: 125-1696 (523 amino acids)
Biological process (GO): protein peptidyl-prolyl isomerization; protein folding; protein polyubiquitination
Cellular component (GO): catalytic step 2 spliceosome
Molecular function (GO): ubiquitin-ubiquitin ligase activity; peptidyl-prolyl cis-trans isomerase activity
Source: RefSeq, a predicted model, not a curated record
AGAACAAAAUCAAACAGGAAGUCACUAAAUGCGUAAACUGAUGCGAACAGGCUGUGUUGUGUUUUGUUGGUAAAGUUUUUUGUUCUUUCGCUGAUAAUCGUUCGAUCCAACUUGAAAAUUCAAAAUGGGGAAGCGGCAGCACCAAAAAGACAAAAUGUACAUCACUUGUACAGAGUACACACACUUUUAUGGAGGGAAGCGACCAGAGAUCCCUAAGUCAAACUUCCGACGGCUUCCAUUUGAUCACUGCAGCUUGUCCCUUCAACCGUUUGAGUAUCCGGUCUGCACUGAGGAGGGAGUCGUCUUUGACCUGCUGAGCAUCGUCCCGUGGAUUAAGAAGUAUGGGACCAACCCCGCCUCUGGAGAGAAACUGGAAGCAAAGUCCCUCAUCAAGCUCAACUUUGUCAAGAACAACGAUGGAAAGUAUCACUGCCCAGUUCUGUACAACGUCUUCACAAAUAAUUCCCACAUUGUUACCAACAAGGUCACAGGCAACGUGUUUUCUUAUGAGGCUGUUGAGGAACUCAACAUCAAGACCAAAAGUUUCAAAGAUCUGCUGACUGAUGAGCCCUUCGCCAGAAAGGACAUCAUAACACUUCAGGACCCCACAAACCUGGAUAAAUUCAAUGUUUCCAACUUCUUCCAUGUAAAGAACAACCUGAAAGUGUUGGAUCCAGAUGAGGAAAAGGCCAAACAGGACCCAGCGUACCACCUGAAGAGUACCAAUCUGGAGACCAGGGAGACAUUAGCUGAACUGUACAAAGAUUACAAGGGGGAUCAGCUCCUAGCUUCCACCAUGAAGGAACCAGUGGCCAAGAAGACAGACAAAUUAAACGCUGCCCACUACUCGACAGGCAGAGUAUCUGCCUCCUUCACAUCCACAGCGAUGACUCCUGCCACAACACACGAAGCAGAUGCCAUUGCGGAUGACACUGUGCGAUACCAGUAUGUGAAGAAAAAAGGCUACGUCCGUCUUACCACGAAUAAGGGAGUCCUGAAUGUGGAACUGCACUGUGAUAAGGUUCCCAAAGCUGGAGAGAAUUUCAUCCGUCUGUGCAAAAAAGGCUACUAUGACGGGACGGCGUUUCACAGAUCCAUCCGAAACUUCAUGAUUCAAGGAGGGGACCCCACUGGCACCGGUACAGGAGGGGAAUCCUUCUGGGGAAAGCCUUUCAAGGACGAGUUUCGGCCCAACCUGUCCCACACAGGCCGCGGGGUUCUCAGCAUGGCAAACUCUGGUCCAAACACCAACAAAUCCCAGUUCUUCAUCACAUUCAGGUCGUGCACCUACCUCGACAGGAAGCACUCAGUGUUUGGAAGGAUUGUGGGUGGAUUUGAGACACUCACAGCCAUGGAGAAUGUGGAGAGUGAUCCCAAAUCAGACAAGCCGAAGUCGGAGAUCAAGAUCAUAAGUACGGAUGUGUUUGUGGACCCGUAUGAAGAGGCGGACGCUCAGAUCGCAGCAGAGAGAGAGAAGGAGCUGCAGAAGCAAGAGGAGGAGAAGCAGCUGACCAAUGUCGCUGUGAAGAAAGAGGACGAGGCACCCAAGACCUUCAAGGCCGGUGUGGGGAAAUAUAUCAACCCUGCCACAACAAAACGUCCAGCUGCUGAAGAUGAAAGCAAGCCUUCUACCAGCGGAGUAACGGCUAAGAAGUCCAAAGGCAAGUCCACCUUCGGAGACUUCAGCUCCUGGUAGCAACAACACAUUCAGCAGUCACCAGUCUGUGUUUUUACCGGCAAACAUAUAUUGUAUUAAUUCUUGUCUUUAUUGUAUCUUAGAUGUUUUGUCAUCCUGUGAAACGAUUAAUUAAAUUUUUUUCUUCUAAAAAAAGGGGCUUUUUUUUGUACUUCAAAUAAACUUUGACUUUGAAUUGAA